This is a messenger RNA of Aspergillus calidoustus, 1272 nucleotides long. The record is from the annotation of a GenBank genome assembly. Lineage: Eukaryota; Fungi; Ascomycota; Eurotiomycetes; Eurotiales; Aspergillaceae.
AUGGCGCAUCCAAACAUUAAAAUCGACACCAGCGUUCAGUCGGCGAAGCGCUCGCAUCCGGACACUGAGGAAACAGCUGAAAUCGUUGAUGGGCCCGAGGAUGACACCCCCGCGCUGGAUACCGCGGACAGUGACCUUGUCCCACCGUUUCUUCGCCAGCCGGUUAUAGAAAUCCAUCAUAAGUUUGAAGAACUCGAAUGGAUGCAGCGGACUCGGAUCUUGGAGGGGUCACAGGCAAAUGACCCCUCACAUCGUUGGGCGCUGGAUGCGGAUCCCGAAGCCAGGGCCAGGAACCGAUAUGCGAACGUACAAGUCUGGGCGAAUUCUCGUAUCCGUCUUCGAGUCCCUGAAGGAGAGUGUGAUUUUAUCAACGCCUCGCCCAUAGUUCUCAAGGAUAGUGUCUCCCAAGAGGAGAGGAGAUAUAUCGCGACACAGGGCCCGAAACUGGACAACCUCUAUCACUUUUGGCACAUGGUAUUUCAUGAAAGCGAAGAAGUGGCCGUCAUCGUCAUGCUCACGCAAACGAUCGAGUCCGGCCGAGAGAAAUGCUCACAGUAUUUCCCGCUCGAUCUCGAGAACCCGCAUAUGUUCCUGAGACAAGAGGAUAGCGACCCGUUUGUGGACGGAGAUGAGCACCAGUCAGCGGAAGGAGACGCACUUGGUCAGAUAACGCUUCUUGAAAGUACCUGGGAUGUGGAUUGUCGAUCCGAGGUCCGGAAGCUAGAGCUUACCCUGGGCUCCGAAUCGAAGAUUGUGUGGCAUUUCCUCUUCGCGGGCUGGGCUGACUAUUCCAAGCCCGUUGGCGAAGACCGCGACGCGCUUCUUCAGUUGAUCAACGUGUCAGCCUCAAAGUCCUCACGGCAGAAUCCACGAAUUGUUCACUGCAGCGCAGGAGUGGGACGAACGGGUACUUUUAUUGCGCUUGACCACCUUUUGCAGGAACUCGAAUCAGGCGAACUACUCAAGGCCACUGAUCCAGAGGUAGACCCCGUCUUCGAAGCGGUCAACCAGCUGCGCGAACAAAGGAUGAUGAUGGUGUACAACGAGAUGCAGUUAAUCUUCAUCUACGAGGUUUUGCGAGAGCAAGCGGAAAUCAUGCUGGAGAAGACUUUUGGAAUAUCCCGCCAGAGGUCGGACGCCAGAUCCGCCAAAAUCGCCAAGUUGUCCGACGAGGACAGCUACCUGCCUGCUGCCAAACCGGAGCUGGAGGCUGUUGGCGAUCAGUGUAGCAGGAGCACGACUAGAACUCCAGAAGUGGCCGCUACUGACUGA